AUGAUGAUACAUCGUCAAGCAUUCAUCAUUUUCGUUAGCAUCUUGACAGUAACAAAUUGUCUGAUCUGCUGUUUUAACUGCUACUGUCCAUAUCCAGGUGGAACAGGAGCAGGUGGUGGUGGAUUAUCGUUCAUUUAUCUCAUAUUUCCGAGCUAUGGAUAUGGUGGAUUGAGUAAUCUUGGAGGAUUGGGGGCAAGCUAUGGACCAGCAGUGAAUGGUUUAUGUCCGAUUGGUGUCAACAUCGGUGGACAAUGUUAUGCAGUGGGUGGUUAA
Brugia malayi is the source of this 273-nucleotide messenger RNA. RefSeq names its product glycine-rich protein Tfm5, putative. Lineage: Eukaryota; Metazoa; Nematoda; Chromadorea; Rhabditida; Onchocercidae. The record is from RefSeq and is a predicted model, not a curated record. The transcript has 3 exons. The coding region runs from base 1 to 273 and encodes 90 amino acids.